AUGCCAGUCCAGCCGACCUACAAAUCGGUUUCGAUCCAACUGCGGGCGUACUUGAACGCUAACAGCUCUGCAGCAGCGGAGAAAGCCUUCACAGACCUUCUCAACAAUGCUAAGUUUAUCGAUUUUGCCGCGCAUCUACUCCGGUGCCUGCAGGCUGCAAUUCUCAAGGCGAGCUUCGACGAAAUCGAUGUCCAAGCGUUCUUCAAUCGUGUUCUCCGACUUUUGCAAUGCCUUCUCCCAACUAAGAUGGCGGUCGAGUUCAUGGGCGAGAAACCACCAGCGAAAUCGGAACAGGCCAAACGCAUGCGGAUGCCCACUCUGCGACACACCCUAACCGAUACCUGGGCCAAAUUGCUCGAGAAGGGGCUCCCAGACGACCUGCUGUUGGAGGCGCUGAUCGCUCUGGGUGACGGCCAAAUUGAAAAGAUGACGGACACUGCGCGUCUGCUCGCACCCUACAUCACCACCAUCUUUGACCCACCCGCCAGCAUGGCAACAGCCGCCGCGCCUCUCGCCUCCUGGUCUCGGGCAGUUUCGCGCACCCUCCUCAAGAUCAUUCACCUGGGUGGGCUCAACUUUGACCGUCUCUACCCACGUCUCUACGCCCUCUUGGGUGAAGACCUACUGACCUGCCGCUAUGCGGAACGAUUUAUAGAGGAUUUGGACGUCUACUUGAGCUCCAUUCACGUGCCGGCAGGCUGGCUCUCCGCCUUCGCGAAGCGUCUGGUUCAGCUCACUCUGGUGGGAGUGGCACCGUUGGCUCUGAUGCUGCCUCUCCUCACUGUUGCCGCUAACUGCCUCAUUCGUCAUCCCACUUGUCGGGCUCUUGUCGACCGACGUGCCAACCAAAGUGCCCCUACGACUAAAAUGGAGACGACAAUAGGCGAUCCCUACACGUACCGAUCUAACGAUUUGGCCAGUGAUGGCGUUGGGGCUCUAGAAAGCAGUCUGUGGGAAGUGUUGUGUCUCGAGUGCCACUAUCAUCCCGAGGUGUCAUCGCUGGCGCGCCGAAUUCGUCAAAUCGGUGCAAUAACCACGGGUGUUGCCGACCAUCUGCCCGAAGUGAAAAACCAAAUUCGCUCCGGCAAUGAGCUACAAGCCGUGGUGGAUCGAACAUCGCGACAGUACCUGUCGGUGCUUGAGAUGACAAACGCACGACUGCCCACUUUGUCACCUUUGGAGGGAUGGACGAUGCAAAAUGACCUCUCUGAGGUCACGCCAUAA
Echinococcus granulosus is the source of this 1224-nucleotide messenger RNA. Its product is annotated as Nucleolar complex protein. NCBI's taxonomy places the organism in Eukaryota, Metazoa, Platyhelminthes, Cestoda, Cyclophyllidea, Taeniidae. Gene Ontology annotation, biological process: ribosome biogenesis. The record is from RefSeq and is a predicted model, not a curated record. Gene Ontology annotation, cellular component: small-subunit processome; nucleolus; Noc4p-Nop14p complex. The transcript is spliced from 8 exons. Bases 1 to 1224 code for a protein of 407 amino acids.